Messenger RNA from Meleagris gallopavo (turkey), 1345 nucleotides. NCBI's taxonomy places the organism in Eukaryota, Metazoa, Chordata, Aves, Galliformes, Phasianidae. The record is from RefSeq and is a predicted model, not a curated record.
AGCUCCUGCUUCUUUAGAAUCUUCAAGCAGUAUAGAACAGGAAAAAUACCUUCAAGCCUUACUGAAUGUGAUAUCCGUCCACUGCAAAAUGAGUAGCAGUAAUACUCUCACUGUUAGACCAACAAUUGCUCUAUCACCAGGCACUGAAAGGAGGGCUUCAAGAAUGUCUACUGUGUUUAAGCAGGUAGUGCCAGGACAUUUGGAUGUAAAUCUAUCCAAUAGCUUUGCUCGAGGAGUGCUUGGGUACAGAGAUAAAUGUUUCACUCAUUCCAAUUCCAAAUCAGCAACUAAGGGAAGAGUCCAUCAAGGUGUGUGGGCCAGUCUUCGUUCAAGCAACAGAUUUAUCAACGCUCAGACGCCAUUCAUUGAUGUUGGUGCAAGACUUGCAGGGAAAGAUAAUGCCACUUCCUACAGUAGCACUUUUUUGCAAAGUCAGCUUUUGAGGCGUCAAGCAGCCCUGUAUAUAUUUGGAGAAAAAUCUCAGUUACGGGGCUUCAAACUUGAUUUUGCUUUGAAUUGUGAAUUUGUUCCUGUUGAAUUCAAUGAUAUCCGACAGACAAAGGCAAGCUUUAAAAAGCUGUUGAGAGCUUGUGUUCCCAGCACUAUUCCUACAGAUUCUGAGGCAACAUUCCUGAAAGCUCUUGGGGAGUCAGAAUGGUUCCCACAGCUUCACAGGAUAAUGCAGUUGGGUGUGAUCAUCUCAGAGCUCCUAGAAAAUGGUUCUUCUGUUUUGGUCUGUUUGGAAGAUGGCUGGGAUAUUACUGCACAAGUAGUAUCUCUGGUACAGUUACUCAGCGAUCCCUUCUAUAGAACGCUUGAAGGCUUCCGAAUGCUGGUGGAAAAAGAAUGGCUCUCUUUUGGUCAUAAAUUCAGUCAGCGAAGUAAUUUGACUCUAAAUUGUCAGGGUAGUGGAUUUGCACCUAUUUUCUUACAGUUCUUAGACUGUGUGCAUCAGAUUCAUAACCAGUAUCCAACAGAGUUUGAGUUCAAUCAGUACUAUCUGAAGUUCCUAGCUUUUCAUCACAUAUCAAAUCGAUUUAAAACAUUUCUUCUGGAUUCAGACUAUGAAAGACUAGAACAUGGGACACUUUUUGAAGAUAAAGGAGAUAAACACACCAAAAAAGGAAUUUGUAUUUGGGAUUGUAUUGAAAAGAUGCACAAGAGGAGCCCUAUUUUCUUCAAUUACCUCUAUGCUCCCACUGAAAUAGAGGCCCUGAAACCAAAUUUACCUUCCAGAUAUUUAGUCAGAGAUCAAGGUGAUUUACAUGAUUUAUGUGCAGAUAAAUACAAGUUAUCUGACACCAAGCUAUGUUACUUGCAAAUUCUCUGUUCUCUCCCAGAAUAA